CAGGCCUCAAACGGCACAGCGUCCCCUGGCGUACGCGAGGAGCAGGACAUCUUUUGCCGACGUGCAGAUGUGUGUGAUGUGAGCGGAAGCUGGUCCUGCUGAGCCAAUUGUUGUGGGGCAACGUCCACGGGCUGCUCGGGCUUAUCUCUGCACGCUUUUUAACACAUCAGCAUUGGUCGGAGCACAGACGUUUUUUUUUUUUUUCCACCUGAGGGUCCAGUCCGACGAAUUUGCUUGCGAAUACUACCACGUAGAUUGCGCUCUUACAUUUGCUUCUUUUUUUUCUUAGAGUUUUUUUUCCCUUAACACACGUAGAAGUUAACAAUGCGGGGCAGCUUUGUUUUGCUGCUGCUGGCAGCUUUCACGUUCACGGGAGGACUUGUGCGGGGCGACGACAAUGCAGAAGACGACGAGGAGGUGGUGCAGGUGGAGACCUUGCUGAAACCCGAAACUUGUUCCGUACUCUCCACAAUGGGGGACACGUUGCAGAUUCACUACACGGGUAAACUGAUGGAUGGCAAGGUGAUUGACUCCUCACUGUCUCGGGAGCCUCUUGUAGUCGAGUUGGGGAAGAGGACGGUCAUUUCUGGUCUGGAACAAAGCUUGAUCGGUGUGUGCGAAGGACAAAAAAUCAAAGCCACCAUUCCAUCUCACCUUGCCUAUGGAAAAAAAGGUUACCCUCCUACAAUUCCAGGCGACGCGCCUCUUGAGUUCGAGGUGGAGGUGAUCUCGUUGACACAGCAGACGCCUUGGCAGAAGAUGGUGAACGACGUGUUACCCCUCUUGUGUUUGGUGCUGGUGCCCACUCUGCUCGGUCUGGUGGGACUCUACCUCUACAACAAGGCCAAAGACCCGAAACCCAGCAAAAAGAAGGCAAAGGACAAGAAGAGCAAGAAGAAAUAAGGACGGGACAAAGAACUAUUUAAAUAAUUUUUUUUAAAUGUGUUUUCUUUGUGUUGUUUUUUAAAAAAAAUAUCCCUUUGUAAAGCUACGCCAAGAAUUUACCGCUGCCAUUUAACGGGUGUCGAUUGUACAGUAAGCAGCUUCAGUGGUACUGAUGUUUAUGCUGCCUGAAGAUGUUUCAUCUCUGACAGAUUUUCAGCCUCCGUGAGCUUGAAUAAACUGCAACGCAUCCAAAAUUUAACAGACAGACACAGACAACACAUUUUAUGAUGGAAUAAUUCUCGUGCAUGUUUGAGUUAUAAUCUAGCAUUA
Syngnathoides biaculeatus (alligator pipefish) is the source of this 1215-nucleotide messenger RNA. RefSeq names its product FKBP prolyl isomerase 11 (gene fkbp11). The coding region runs from base 325 to 903 and encodes 192 amino acids. The transcript has 6 exons. Gene Ontology annotation, biological process: protein peptidyl-prolyl isomerization. The record is from RefSeq and is a predicted model, not a curated record. Lineage: Eukaryota; Metazoa; Chordata; Actinopteri; Syngnathiformes; Syngnathidae. Gene Ontology annotation, molecular function: peptidyl-prolyl cis-trans isomerase activity.